Aspergillus puulaauensis is the source of this 438-nucleotide messenger RNA. It is a transcript of the gene RPB8, whose product is annotated as DNA-directed RNA polymerase core subunit RPB8. The record is from RefSeq and is a predicted model, not a curated record. Gene Ontology annotation, molecular function: DNA-directed RNA polymerase activity. Gene Ontology annotation, biological process: DNA-templated transcription. NCBI's taxonomy places the organism in Eukaryota, Fungi, Ascomycota, Eurotiomycetes, Eurotiales, Aspergillaceae. Gene Ontology annotation, cellular component: RNA polymerase II, core complex; RNA polymerase III complex; RNA polymerase I complex. The transcript is spliced from 2 exons. The coding region runs from base 1 to 438 and encodes 145 amino acids.
AUGUCCGACCCAUUACUCUUUGAAGAUACUUUCACGAUCACUGGAAUCAACAACCAGAAAUACGACCGAGUCUCCCGUUUGACCUCCACCUCAUCAGAUUCACUCACCACUUUCACUCUCGAUGUGAACUCCGAGCUAUACCCUUGUACCGCUGGGGAGUCGCUCUCUAUGGCACUCGCCUCGACUCUCUCGCUAGACGGCAAGGAGGACAGCGGCGCAAAGACCGGCUGGAGGGAAGUUGGUAUGGGCGAGCAGACCCUCGCAAAUGAUUAUGAUUAUGUCUGCCACGGCAAGGUCUACCGGUUUGAAGAGGGCUCUACUUCCGGGAACAUGGCGGUUUUCGUUUCCUUCGGCGGUCUGCUGCUUUACCUUGAGGGUCCCUACAAGAAGCUCGCACCUCUGCGUAUAGAUUACGUGUACCUGCUUCUCAAGAAAUAA